GUGUACGUAAUAAUGGCCUUUUUUGCAGACAUUUCAGUAUUAGCUAUACAUACAUAUAUGUAUUUGUAUGACUUUAGUUGCUAGGACUUUUGAAAAACAAAUGCUUGUGUAACCAACAAAUCAUAACAUAAAUAUUCAUGUUCCAAUGUUGUAUAGUAAACCCUAAAUUAAAAAUAUAAUAUUGAACUUUUGAAUAUCUUAAUUCUGUGAAUCUGAUUUUCACUUUGCAUACAAUAAUACAGAAAUGAAUAUUGUACAAUUGAAAUCAUAAAAUAAAGAUCAGAAUGCAAAAAUUUGAAAGUCAAGGCAAAAUGAAGAUGGUAUAUAGAAGUCUUGGAAAUACUGGACUUCGAGUAUCGAUCCUUAGUUUAGGUACAAAUAUCACUUUCGGAAACCAGAUACCAGAUGAGAUGGCUCAGAAGAUAGUCACUGUAGCUUACAACAACGGAAUUAACGUCUUUGAGACUGGAGAAUCCUAUUCAAAUGGAGAAGCAGAACGAACAUUGGGUAGGAUAUUAAAUUCAAAGAACUGGAGAAGAUCCAGUUACAUUGUAUGCUGCAAACUAUCAAAAGGUGGAGAAGCUCAAACAGAACAGGGACUUUCAAGAAAGCAUCUUUUUGAAGGUCUUCGUUCUUCCUUGGAAAGACUUCAACUUGAAUAUGUGGACAUUGUAGUUGUAACACGUCAAAAUGAUCUACCAGUUCCAGUUGAAGAAGUUGUUCGAACUUGUACACAUCUUAUUCACCUUGGAUGGACAUUUUAUUGGGGAACAUCUCAAUGGCUACCAGGUGAAAUUAUGCAGGCUCAAACAGUUGCCAGACAGUUCAAUUUAAUCCCUCCAUCUGUAGAUCAAAAUGAAUUAAAUCUUUUAAACAGAAGUCAACUGCAAAAUAUGCGUGAAGUCUGUUUAAAAUUAAAUAUCGGUGUUAUGACAGGAUCUCCACUAGGUGGUGGUAUCUUAACUGGAAAAUAUACCGACACUAUUCCAAAUUUUUCACGUGCCACAUUAAAAGGUCAACAUCAUAUGCAAGAGAAACUUAUCAGUGCUAAAGGAUUAACUCAAAGGGAACAAGUCAAACAAUUGUGUAAAAUAGCAAGUAGGAUUGAGUGUACAAGUGCACAGCUGGCUAUAGCUUGGUGCCUUCGUUGUCCACAUGUCAGCAGUGUAGUGAUUGGGGCGGCCACAGUUGACCAGUUACAAGAAAAUAUGCUGUCGACGCUAAUUUAUCCAAACUUAACACCAAGUAUAAUUUCUGAACUUGAUUCUUUGUUGAGUACAACAGAUUCAGGUGAAAACUUUCUUUAAAAACAUAUCUGUAUACUCAGGUUAUUUGUCAGUAAGAGGAAUUUCUUCAGUGUACGAUAAUGAAUGAGCUACCGAAUAUGCAUUCUACUCAAAACUGGAAAAAAAACUUCAAUUAUCAAGAUUGAUGGACAUAAUACUGAGGAAGAGUUCAAGUGUUAUAGAAAUGAAAUAACAGUAUGCAGAUGAACUUUUCACAGCAUACUUCUCUUUUUCUGAUGUUAUCAGUCUCACCAGUGUAUAUUAUGCAUAAAUUAGGCCAAUAUACUUUGUAAUUUUCCAACAUACUACUUUGAGUAGUACUGUUUUGCGCAUUCGUAAAUUGUAAAAAAAAUAUAAUCUGUCAUAAAAUCUCC
This is a messenger RNA of Heterobilharzia americana, 1660 nucleotides long. NCBI's taxonomy places the organism in Eukaryota, Metazoa, Platyhelminthes, Trematoda, Strigeidida, Schistosomatidae. The record is from the annotation of a GenBank genome assembly.